AUGGCUAAAAGAUUUGGCUUAUCAGAAAAUGAUAAAUUUACCAUGUUAUCUGGUAUUGCUCAUGAUCCAAUUCAAAGAGAUAUGUUUACUCCGUUAUUCUUGGGUGCCCAAUUAUUGGUUCCAACUGCGGACGAUAUCGGUACUCCAGGUAAAUUAGCUGACUGGAUGAGCAAUUAUGGGGCCACUGUUACCCAUUUAACUCCAGCUAUGGGUCAAUUAUUAAGUGCACAAGCUACCACCCCAAUUCCAAGUUUGCAUCAUGCUUUCUUUGUUGGUGAUAUUUUAACCAAGAGAGAUUGUUUGAGAUUGCAAAGUUUAGCUGAAAAUGUCUUCAUUGUUAAUAUGUAUGGUACAACUGAAACCCAAAGAUCUGUUUCUUACUUUGAAAUCAAGAGUCGUAAAGAAGAUCCAACUUACUUGAAGAAUUUGAAAGAUGUUAUGCCUGCAGGUACUGGUAUGCAAAACGUUCAAUUAUUAGUUGUGAAUAGAAAUGAUCGCUCCCAAACUUGUGGUGUCGGUGAAGUUGGGGAAAUUUACGUCAGAGCUGCUGGUUUGGCUGAAGGUUACCGUGGGUUACCAGACAUGAAUGCUGCCAAAUUUAUCACUAAUUGGUAUGUUGAUCCAGAAGAAUGGAUUAAGCAAGACAAAGUCAAUGCUAAAAGUAGCGAAACUUGGAGAGAACACGGUUGGUUGGGACCAAGAGAUAGAAUGUACAGAUCUGGUGAUUUGGGUCGUUAUUUGCCUGAUGGUAAUGUUGAAUGUUGUGGUAGAGCCGAUGAUCAAGUCAAAAUUAGAGGCUUUAGAAUUGAGUUAGGUGAAAUUGAUACCCAUUUAUCUCAACACCCAUUAGUUAGAGAGAACGUUACUUUGGUUAGAAGAGAUAAGAACGAAGAACCAACUUUAAUUUCUUAUAUUGUUCCAAAAGAUUCUCCAGAAUUGAAAAACUUCAAGUCGGAAAUUGAUGAUUCUGCUGAAGAAGUCAAUGAUCCUAUUGUUGAAGGUUUGGUUGCUUACAGAGAGUUGAUUAAAGAUAUUAGAGCUUACUUGAAAAAGAAAUUAGCUUCCUAUGCAAUUCCAACUAUCAUUGUUCCAUUAGUUAAAUUGCCAUUAAAUCCAAAUGGUAAAGUUGACAAGCCAAAAUUACCAUUCCCAGAUACUGCUCAAUUAGCUGCUGUUUCAAAAUUAAGUGUCGGUGGUAAAGACUCCCAAGAUAUCGAAGAAGAAAACUUGACUAAAAUUGAAGAACAAAUUAGAGAUUUGUGGUUCGAUGUUUUACCAAACCGUCCAGCUACCAUUUCAAAACAAGAUUCAUUCUUUGAUUUGGGUGGUCAUUCUAUUUUGGGAACUAGAAUGAUUUUUGAAUUGAGAAAGAAAUUAAAUGUUGAAGUCCCAUUGGGUGUAAUCUUCAAAAACCCAACGGUUGAACAAUUUGCUAAAGAAGUUGAAAAAGUCAUCAAAGGUCAAGACUUCCAAUUAGCAGAUGAAGGUAAAACUGUUAAAGAACAAGAAAAUGAAGGUGCCAACAAGGAGAGAGAAUUAAAUUAUGCUGAAGAUGCUGUUGAAUUGUCCAAGACGGCUCUUUUAUCUUCAUAUCCGUCAUUAAAAGAAAUUCCAGAAAGUUCCGUUAAUGUAUUUGUGACUGGUGCUACUGGAUUCUUGGGUUCUUUCAUUAUCCGUGACUUGUUGACUGCUCGUAAAGGCUUGGACACCAAAGUUUAUGCGCAUGUUAGAGCUUCUUCCAAAGAAGCUGGUUUACAAAGAUUGCGUCAAACUGGUACUACAUAUGGUAUUUGGGAUCCAUCAUGGGAAAAUAAAAUUGAAAUUGUUUUGGGUGAUUUGUCUCAAAAACAAUUUGGAUUGGACGAUUCCAAAUGGGCAGAUUUGACUAACAACAUUGAUGUUAUUAUUCAUAAUGGUGCUUUUGUUCAUUGGGUCUAUCCAUAUUCUCAAUUGCGUGAUGCAAAUGUCAUUGGUACCAUCAAUGUGUUGAACAUGGCUGGUGAAGGUAAACCAAAAUUCUUUUCUUUUGUUUCAUCUACUUCUUCCUUGGAUACCGAUUAUUUUGUUAAUUUAUCAGAUGAAUUAUUAUCUCAAGGUAAAUCUGGUAUUUUGGAAUCUGACGAUUUACAAGGUUCUAGUAAAGGUUUGGGUAAUGGAUAUGGCCAAUCUAAAUGGUCAGCCGAAUACAUUAUUAGACGUGCUGGUGAAAGAGGUUUAAGAGGUUGUAUUACCAGACCAGGUUACGUUACUGGUUUUUCUAGGACUGGGGCUUCCAACACAGAUGAUUUCUUGUUGAGAAUGUUGAAAGGAUCUGCAGAAUUGGGUGCAUAUCCAGAUAUCACUAACAACGUAAACAUGGUUCCAGUUGAUCAUGUUGCUAGAGUUGUUACUGCUACUGCUUUGAACCCACCAAAUGAUGAUGAGUUGUCUGUUGCUCAUGUUACAGGACAUCCAAGAAUCCAAUUCAAUGAUUACUUGGGAUGUUUGAAUACUUAUGGAUAUGAUAUUAAACCGGAAGAUUACCCAGUUUGGACAACUUCUUUAGAAAAAUUUGUCGUUGAAGAAAGUAAAGAAUCGGCAUUGUUCCCAUUAUUGCAUUUUGUUUUGGAUAAUUUACCUCAAGAUACCAAAGCCCCAGAAUUGGAUGAUACAAAUGCUGCAAAAUCAUUAGCAAAAGAUGCCAAAUAUACUGGUGAAGAUGUCAGUAAAGGUAAAGGUGUUGACUUGGAACAAACUGGUAUCUAUAUUAGUUACUUAAUCAAAAUUGGAUUCUUACCAAAACCAACCGGUGCUAAUGCCAAAAAGCAAUUACCAGAAGUCGAAGUCAGUCAAGAAAGUUUGGACUUGAUCAAUCAAGGUGCUGGUGCUCGUGGAUCUGCUGCUAAGUAA
Candida tropicalis MYA-3404 is the source of this 2889-nucleotide messenger RNA. Its product is annotated as L-aminoadipate-semialdehyde dehydrogenase large subunit. The record is from RefSeq and is a predicted model, not a curated record. Gene Ontology annotation, biological process: L-lysine biosynthetic process. The coding region runs from base 1 to 2889 and encodes 962 amino acids. The transcript has a single exon. Lineage: Eukaryota; Fungi; Ascomycota; Pichiomycetes; Serinales; Debaryomycetaceae. Gene Ontology annotation, molecular function: L-aminoadipate-semialdehyde dehydrogenase [NAD(P)+] activity.